Messenger RNA from Chenopodium quinoa (quinoa), 1542 nucleotides. Its product is annotated as putative RING-H2 finger protein ATL69. Gene Ontology annotation, biological process: protein ubiquitination. The transcript has a single exon. NCBI's taxonomy places the organism in Eukaryota, Viridiplantae, Streptophyta, Magnoliopsida, Caryophyllales, Amaranthaceae. Bases 896 to 1480 code for a protein of 194 amino acids. Gene Ontology annotation, molecular function: transferase activity. The record is from RefSeq and is a predicted model, not a curated record.
GUUAUAUAUAUUUUUUUUCACAUUGGAUGAUUUAUCAUUUACCCUAUAUGGAGGGUCAAACCACCUCAUACAAACAACUAACUACUUAAGCUAUCAUUUAAAAAAUAAAAAUAAAAAUACCUCUUAAGCUUUCAAUGACAAACAAGCCAAAAUAUAUAUAGUUCAAUUAAAGUAAUAAAUUUAUAAUGACCCGGGGCAUCGCCCGGGCCAAUAACUAGUUAAUUUAAAAAGCAUGUCGAAAUCACGCAUCAUUGGUGUAAGUAAUAUUCAUCUUAUCUUAAUUUUUCACUUAUGGUUAUCUUAUCCAACACCUUUAGGACGUUCGUUAGCUUUUGUCAAAUAAAAAUAGGCAUCAUAAUAUAGGGCAAGUGGAGUAUAAUAUAUAAGAUUGACUCGUUAAGAUACCAAUGCACUUAUGCACAUACAUCCCCAUAAGAAUUGUACUAGUAUUUGCCUAGAAAUCUAAAAUGAAGGGAGCUCACAUAUAUAUUCAUAUACAUCCAUAACAUGACAUAAGAUGAUUUGAAACCACCCACAUUAAAAGCAUAACACUUUUCUAUUCAAGUUGCAAGUGUUGAACACCAACUCCAAUGCCUCUUUUAUUAUAUCCUCCCGUGGAGCCCGGCGGGCCUUAAGCAAGCAAGCACCACCUACUCCACCAUUUCCUCUACUUAAUUACUACUCCUCUUUCUUUUCACACUCUUUUUCUCUCAUUUUUUUUUAAGUUUCAACUACCUUAUUUAAUAUUUAUAAUUCCAUAUAUUAAAAAAAUACAAACAUAAACUUUAAUAACCCUCCUAAAAUUCACCACUUAUUUCCUACACUUACUCCCACGUCUUACAUAACAAUAUUUUCCUAGUACAUUUAUUUUUUCAUUCAUCUCAUGAGUUAGUUCAUGUCAAUACCAAUCCCUUCCAUCCCACACCAAUCUCCUCCCACCUCUAUCACAACCACUUCUAGCGUCGGCCUCGGCUAUGGCAUUGCGAUCGCGGUUAGCAUCCUCGUCCUCAUCUCCACCAUCAUGCUCGCCUCCUAUGCUUGCGUCCGUAUCAAGUCAUCCGGUAGCACCCGACACCGUCCCACAAUUGAAAGCGACGACGACAAUAUAAACAGUGCCGGUACCCGGGAUAGGCAGCCCAGGCCUAUAGUAACCGGGCUGCCUGGCCCGGUUAUGUUAAAAGUGGGCCGAGAUAUGCAGCCCAAAAAGGGAGUGUCAUACCCGGAAGUGGUGUUGGGUGAGAGCAAGAGGCUCCCUAAGCCCAAUAACGGCCCAUGUUCUAUUUGCUUGUCUGAAUAUAAGCCCAAACAAACUGUAAGAUGUAUGCCUGAUUGUAAUCAUUGUUUUCAUGUUGGUUGUAUUGAUCAAUGGCUUAAGAUGAGCCCUACUUGUCCCCUUUGCCGGAACUCGCACUCAGUGGGUCCCACGCCUAGUGGGACCCCCUUGUCCGAGCUAGUUCCGCUAGCAUUUCAUCCUAGAUAACGGAUGAUCAAUGAUAUAGGUAUUCUUUUUGGGGAUUGCACGGUAAAAUUAUGUGGUAUAAA